AUGCAGUCACUCAUUCCUCUCUUCAUUCUCCUGGUCGCGAUUAUCAUUUUCUCCGUUAUUGCGUACAUUGCGUACAGCAUCGUCCAAGAAGUCGGCAAGAAUACUCGCUCGAAAAUGGAGAAGAAAAAUGUUAUGUUUACGAGGGAUGGGGUGAAAGUUGGAGUGAAGGAGCUGACUGAGGAGGACUAUGUAGAUCGAAGCCAGAGUAUUCUGGUCAACAUUUGGAAUCACACCUCGUUUCCGGCGUAUAAGAGCCGUCUUUGGAAUAUGACUGGCUCAACGGCGGGGGCAGAGACAGAGAAAAGGAAACCGUGA
Molecule: messenger RNA, 315 nt
Organism: Aspergillus fumigatus Af293
Lineage: Eukaryota; Fungi; Ascomycota; Eurotiomycetes; Eurotiales; Aspergillaceae
Source: RefSeq, a predicted model, not a curated record